GUAAAAAUCCGCCUCUCUUUAGUCAAGGAUGACUCACCACGUCUGUCCUCAUGUCCCCUGUCUUUGUCUUCUGCGUGUCUCAGACUCUAAGGCCAUCGUGGACGGGAACCUGAAGCUGAUCCUGGGUCUGAUCUGGACUCUCAUCCUGCACUACUCCAUCUCCAUGCCCAUGUGGGAGGACGAGGACGACGAGGACGCCAAGAAGCUGACCCCCAAACAGCGUCUGCUGGGCUGGAUCCAGAACAAGGUCCCGCAGCUCCCCAUCACCAACUUCCACCGAGACUGGAGGGACGGCAAGGCGCUGGGAGCGCUGGUGGACAACUGCGCCCCCGGUCUGUGUCCAGACUGGGAAACGUGGGAUCCCAGUCAGCCGGUGGAGAACGCCAGAGAGGCCAUGCAGCAGGCCGACGACUGGCUCGGCGUGCCCCAG
Plectropomus leopardus (leopard coralgrouper) is the source of this 430-nucleotide messenger RNA. The record is from RefSeq and is a predicted model, not a curated record. NCBI's taxonomy places the organism in Eukaryota, Metazoa, Chordata, Actinopteri, Perciformes, Serranidae.